Ambispora gerdemannii is the source of this 468-nucleotide messenger RNA. The record is from the annotation of a GenBank genome assembly. NCBI's taxonomy places the organism in Eukaryota, Fungi, Glomeromycota, Glomeromycetes, Archaeosporales, Ambisporaceae.
AUGAAAAAUCAAAUGGAACGUUUAAUUAUAAUAUUCACUUUGUACAUAAACAUUGCCUUUUCAGCACCAUACAAUUACGGCUUUGAACAACAAAUCGCCUGGUGUGAAAUGAAAAACGAUGUUUCAAAACCAGUAAGCGGAUUCUUUGUACUCUCACAAACGCAAGGCAUCUCACCAAAAAUGAUAUUGUAUGGCGCGUGGGAAACUGGAUUCGACGAUCCUGAUCCGGAUGCAUAUUCAUUUAUUAUUACUCCAGCAAAUUAUAAUCUUACUGAGAAAUUAAAAGUUGUUCCGCGUGAAGGAGGAGCAACUGAUCCAUGGUUUAUAACGCUGCACGAUGUCUUGUUGUCGAGUCUGUCUACGUAUGAGGAUGAUGAUAAAAGUGUUAGUUUGACCGGGGAACAACAAUCUUUUCAAGUUAUUUAUAAGGAUUCUGUUAUUGGAUCUGGUCCUAUUGUUCUUCUUUGA